CCACUCUGCUACUUUUCACAACCAGUAUAAGUGUGAGUUUUCAAAAUCGCUGAACACGUCUACCAGCAGAUUAUUUAAAUCCAAAGUUCCCAACCUACCUAAACAAGAAUGAAGGUCGUAUUUGCACUCGCUUCCCUUUUCGUUGCCACUGCCUAUGGUAAGCACGGUCAGGUUGAGUUCUUCAACACUGUGGAUUGCAGUGGGGACCAUGUUUUGAACAGUGGAUUCGAUAGCAUGCAGAAGCUGUGUACUCAGCAGAGCACCGCCGUAAAAGUGUCCGAGUUGGGUGAUGUUGAGUACAGAUUCUUCCGUCUGAGUAACGAUUACGACACCGAGGUACUAAUGUUCCCCACCGAAGCUGAGUGCCAGGACUAUCCCCUUCAGUUCACCACCACCGAGGAAGUUGCCUUCAUUCGAUCGACCGACGGUGGAAAAUGCCAAGUGUGUAUGCGCUGUGGUGACAAUGUUAAAUCCGUUAAAAUUACUCCUCUAAUCAGCUCUACCGAUGUAAACAGCAAGAGCAAUAACGAAAACAGCGCCGGAUCAUUUGCACCCACGACCGUAGGAGCCUUGGCAGUCGCCGGAGCCGCCUUCCUCCUGGCCUAAGUGUUAAUAUAAUACAAUGGAUAGUGUAUAUAUAGGAAACAUGAAUUAUUGAAUACCUUCUGGAUCGUCUCUCGUCAGGGCUUUGUAACUCCGAUAGAUUGAGGCACAUUAUUUUCUUCUAUAAUAAAAAAAGGCUGUGGAUCAAACUAUGUUCGUG
Sphaeroforma arctica JP610 is the source of this 763-nucleotide messenger RNA. RefSeq lists its product as hypothetical. The coding region runs from base 109 to 606 and encodes 165 amino acids. The record is from RefSeq and is a predicted model, not a curated record. The transcript has a single exon. NCBI's taxonomy places the organism in Eukaryota, Ichthyosporea, Ichthyophonida.